AUUUAGUUUUUUAAAUUUAUGUAUUAUAUGAUAAGAAAGCAGGGAAAUCUAAAGUGAACUGAGAUGGAUCAGCCCGCGCUGGGAACAUUCUUCGUGCCUGCUCUGACAUGUGGGCGCACACGCAGUGUCGGUUGUCAGCUGUCCAGUUGUGCGCUCUCGCUGGAGAGGCUUUUUCUGCUGGGAACUUUCUGUAAGUGAGUCAACACCGCACAGGGAGGACGCCACCCAGCCCUGCCGCUGGAUCUUAUGCUGGGCUUCUCUCUUCUCCUUCGAGGACGCAGGGCACAAAGACGAAUCCGCUUGGGUCGACAGGCUGGGGAUUUCGGUGUUUUCUGCUCCCACGCAGCGCCGGGGAUGGUUAUUGUCGCUUUGACGCGGCUUUUUCCUCUUUGGAAUUAACGCGGCGGAGGAAAAAAAAGGAAAGAAAUGAAAGUGACGGUGUGCUUCGGAAGGACCCGGGUGGUCGUUCCGUGUGGAGAUGGGAAUGUAAAAGUCCAGAGUCUUAUCGAACAAGCGGCCAUGAGGUACAAAAAGGCGAUCGCAAAGGACCCCAGCUACUGGGUUCAGGUGAACAGGUUGGAACAUGGCGAUGGCGGCAUUUUGGACCAGGAUGAUAUGCUAUGCGAUGUGGUGGAUGACAAAGAUAGGCUGGUUGCAAUAUAUGAAGAGCAGGAUCCACACAAUGGAGGUGACGGUACCAGCGCCAGUUCCACAGGUACACAAAGCCCAGAACCCUUCGCCAGUGAGAUUAAUUCAGCAUCAGCCUUCCAGCCCUACCAGGCGAAUAGUGAGAUUGAAGUCACCCCAUCUGCUCUGCUAUCCAACAUGUCUCUCAAUGUCCGUCGCAGCAGUGAUCCUGCACUGGCUGGCUUUCCUCCAGGCGAGGCCCCGGUUGCUCCAGAAGAACCGUCCAGAAAAAAUCCAGCUCGCUGGUCCACAACCGCUGGUUUCCAGAAGCCCAACCAUAAACGAAACCCCAGCAAUGAAACGGGGAGCCUUGAACGAAAGGGCAGAGGAGCCCAUGCCUACCGUAGUCUUCCUCGUGAUGCGAGUGGCUGGUCCACUCAGUUCCAAAGAGAGAUGACUCGAUCUUCCCUUAGUGCCAACCAUCCAAUGGUAGAUCGAUGGCUCGAUCGACAAGAACAGGAGGAGGAGGAGGAUGAGGAAGAGGAGCAAAGGAGACACGAGAGGAGAAUCGAGCGGACGGAGCCAGUAGGAAGGGCCGAUUCCUCACUGGAACAUUCACCAGUGUUUCAUAUAGAAAGCAUGCUCAGGCCCGUCGAGGUGUCCAAUGAAGGUGGGCCCCUGGGGAUCCACGUAGUGCCUUUCAGUUCACAUGAUAUCAGGACACAGGGCUUGCUAGUGAAGCGUUUGGAGCCCGGAGGCAAAGCAGAGCAGGAGCGUCUCUUCCAGGAGAACGACUGCAUCGUCAGAAUUAAUCAGGGAGACAUUCGCAACCUGCGCUUUGAACAAGCACAGAACAUUUUCAAGCAGGCGAUGCGUUCCCCGGUUAUCCUUUUCCAUGUGGUCCCUGCAGCCAUGAAGAAGCAAUAUGAGCUGCUGUCGGCACAGAAUGAGCUGAGCAGCCCACCUCAGCUGAACAGGGUUCGCUUCAGCCAGGAGUCUCAACAGCCAGCAGACAGGUCCAGUCUGACUGGGGGGCUGACGCCCAGAUCGGGACAACAACCGGGCCUCAAUCACAACCACCAUGGCUCACUGGCAGGGAGCACCCCAGACUCGAGUAGACGCUUUGCCACUCCACCCCACAUUUUGGUCUCCAGGACCCCGUCAGCCCCUUCCCCCAACCUGCAGCGCAGGAUAAGCACAAACGCCCCCAGCACCACCUACCUAAAGAACAAAGGUCGCAGGUUCAACGUCCAACUGAAGAAAGGUCCGGAGGGUCUCGGAUUCAGCAUCACAUCCAGAGAUGUCCCGAUUGGCGGCAGCGCUCCAAUUUAUGUUAAAAACAUCCUUCCUCAAGGCGCCGCCAUCCAAGACGGUCGACUUAAAGCUGGAGACCGGCUGCUGGAGGUUAGUGGAGUGGACCUAAAUGGUAAAAGCCAGGAAGAGGUGGUAGCCCUGCUCCGAGCUACACCCAUGGGUGGAACCGUGAACCUGCUGGUGAUUCGCCCAGAGGACUCCCUGCUGCCCCGAGAAGUGCAAGAGAAAGAUGACAUCGUGUUAACCCCUGACGGUACACAAGAGUUCAUGACCUUUGAGAUCCCUCUGAAUGACUCGGGUUCAGCAGGCUUGGGGGUCAGCGUCAAAGGAAACCGGUCCAAGGAGAACCACGCCGACUUGGGCAUCUUCGUCAAAUCCAUUAUUAAUGGAGGUGCUGCUAGCAAGGAUGGCCGUCUGCAUGUUAACGACCAGCUUAUUGCAGUCAAUGGGGAGUCGCUGCUCGAGAAGACAAAUCAGGAGGCCAUGGAAACGCUGCGCAAAUCAAUGUCUGUAGAGGGUAACAAGCGAGGGAUGAUCCAGCUCAUCGUGGCCCGGCGGGUGGCCAAGAGCAGCGAGGAAGUCCCUGGCAGCCCUUCAUUUUUGGAGCAUCCUCUCAACUCUAUUCUGGAGAGCCAUGAACGACGGAUCUCCAACUCUCUCUAUGAAACCACUGAGGGCCCAGACAGCGUCUCCACUCCACGAGCUAAUACGAUCGGACGCAUUGGUCGCUUCCAGCUCUCUCCGACUGUGAACAUGCCACAGGACGACAUAGUAAUGAUCGAAGACGACAGGCCACCGCUGCUCCCUCCCCACCUGUCUGACCAGUCGUCAUCCAGCUCCCAUGAUGACAUGGGUUUUGUGGGAGAAAACCCAGUUCCCUGGAUUCAUGAGCUGCCCGGACAGAAUGAAUGCUCGCUCAGUCCGGACGCAGACCCUGACACUUCAUUCCAGAGGGAGGGGUUUGGUCGCCAGAGUAUGUCGGAAAAGCGCACGAAGCAGUACGAGAAUCCUGCACAGCUGGAGAUCAUCAAGUCUCGCAAGUCCAAGAGCAUGGAUUUAGGUUCUGCAGAACAGCAGUUCGGGCCUUCACUGGGCCUGAAAAAAUCCAGCUCCUUGGAAAGCCUCCAGACGGCUGUUGCUGGGACAGUGCAGAAUGGCGAGAUCAAUGUUCGCAGGUCGCGCUCGAGGAUCGUCAGGAGCCGAGGCUGCAAUGAGAGUUUCCGUGCUGCGAUUGACAAAUCGUACGAGAAACCUGCUGUUACUGCGCCAGAAGAGGAGAACAGUGUGGACACAUUGGAUGAUGACACAAGCUCCCGAUCGGGUCAAGAGUCCAUGUCCACCAGCGGUGACCUCACUUUGGGCCCCGGGCUGAAUGGCAGAGACGACAGACAGAAAGAUCAGGAGAAGUCUGGGAUGAAGGAGAAAAAGAAGCCAGAAAGGGAGAAAGACAAAGACAAGGACAAAAAUAAAUCCAAGAAAGGCGUGCUGAAGGGCUUGUUCAGGUUUGGAAAGAACCGGAAGGACGAGCGGCCGGAUGACAAGAUGGAGAGGAGGAGCUCCACUAAAUCCAAAGCAGAGGACAUGCAGGCAUCAGAAGAGGAGACCCAGCAGAUGAGGCUAGAACAAGAGAGAAUACAGGCCAAGACGCGGGAACUCCGUGAGAAGCAGGCAAAAGAGAGAGAGUACGCAGAGAUCCAAGAUGUCGUCAGCCGCACCUUCAGCUCAGACGAGGACCACACUUACGCCGGCAUUGGAUCGCUGUGCUCGUCAAUAGACAGCAGCACCAUAGACCCUUACAGCCACCCCUACCAUCUCCCCCAGAGUCCUCAGAGCCAGCAUCCUCCUUCCCUGAACCUUCAAGACAACGGUCCUCCCUUGGAGGCGCUGUACGCCCAGGUCAACAAGCCUCGCAAUGGACGCCCCGCAGCUCCAGACAGUCAGAUGGCGCCUAGUAACCAUGACCGGAUACAGAGACUGAGGAAUGAGUUCCAGCAGGCCAAGCAGGAGGACGACGUAGAGGACCAUCAGCACACCUACAGCUUCAACCAGUCCUGGGCCAGCAACGGGACGGAGACAUCAAGUGGACGGCAUUCUGUAACGGUUGAGACUCAGGUCCAGAAACAGCAGCAAGAGGACAGAGAUGAUUUCCCACAAGCACAGAGACAGUACAAUUCCCUGCCACGGCAACCUCGCAAGAACAACAGCGCGGCAUCCCAGGACUCGUGGGACAAGAUGUACAUGCCAGCAGAGGGAUUUCAGCCAUCCAAGGAAAAUCCUCGCUACUCCGGGGGCCAGGGGUCACGUAACGGCUACCUGGGAACACCCAGUAUUAAUGCCCGUGUCUUCCUCGAGACCCAGGAGUUGCUGAGGCAGGAGGAAAGGCGUCGAGAGCAGGAGGCCAGCAAAGCCAGGCCGCCUCCUGCACAGGAAACCCCCAGCGGCGUCACCUUUGACCAGAACAGAGACAGCACUCAAGCCACUGGCUCUGCCAUAGCUCGGGCCCUCUCAAAACCCAAGGGGCCCUACAGACAGGACGUGCCCCCAUCACCGUCCCAAAUCGCCAAGCUCAGCAGGCAUCAGAGUUCAGUGAAGGGAAGGCUGUUUUAUUCCUGAGAGGAUGAAAAGGAAGAAUAUGGAUGUCUUUAAGGAGACGAGGACUGAUCCUAACAAGCAUUUACAGGGAAAAAACAAAAACAAAAACAAGAUUUGUGGGGGUUUUUUUAAAAUAAAAAUAUGAGAUAUAAAGAUUUUUAUAGGACUGCUGUUAAAAAUGUUUAUAUUUAAAGAAAGAUUUUUUUUAAUUAAGAACCGUGAUCCUUUUUAAGCUGUUUUGUAGUCCAGCAUUGUGAUCAUUCAUACCUUGUAUGUUUAUCCUUUAAGUGCCUUUAAAGUCAUUUGAUUGUUUGGCGUUUUGACCCAUCUAACACACCCGGAAAAAACUGCCAUCACAACAGGGGACUGGUUGAGGGGAUCUCAGCAGGGCUGUACCGAAACAGUCGUAACCUAAUGGGCAAAACUCAGUCCAGACAUGCUUUUUGUAUCACGCAUCUGCUACCAGGGACCUCAGUCGAUACCAUGCUUGUGUGAAUGAGGCUUAUUUUUGAUGUUCAUGGCAACUUUAACUGUGUGUGUGUGUGUGUGUGUGUGUGUGUGUGUGUGUGUGUGUGUGUGUGUGUGUGUGUGUGUGUGUGUGUGUGUGUGUGUGUGUGUGUGUGUGUGUGUGUGUGUGUGUGUGUGUGUUUGAGAGGGUGACAGAGUGCUGGCAGGAGCUGACAUGUAGUGGGAGAGUGUGGAGGUUAAAAAGCUUGUGUGAACUGUGGAGUCAGAGCUUGGGUUUGGGGCAUGAGCACCCAUCCCCCUCACUUCAGGGAAAUGUCCCUUUUGGUUUCAGAUACAGGACUUACUCAAAGUCUGUAUCCUCUUUCCAACUCCCUCUUGUAUUCAGUAUGAUAAUCCUAAAUUUUCUCUUCCCCUCUGCUGGCUGCCUUAUCAGUCCUCCCCCCUCUCUCACAUUGUCACCAUCAAUAUAUGGCACUCUCAGUGGAGGAAAACUGCUUUAGAUCUUCUUUAUUUCUGCUACUCUCCACCCACUCAGGGAAUCCAGCAGUACAAAUGGGGUCAGGUCUGGGUUAUUAAUUAAUGUACGUCAUUAAAAAUAAAUGCACGCCUUCGUUUGUGUUUGUUCUCACGUACGGUGAGGAGAUAAAAAAUGGCAAUCUUGCCGGCGUACCGCUUGGCCCCCGGCCUCGCCUGGACUGAUUUGGCCGUAACCGGAGCCUGCUGGCCUCUAGGUGUCUGAGCUCUUCCUCGCUGAAUAUUUCAUCAGGGUAGUUACAUGGGAAACUGGAUCAGCUCUGCCGUGGGUGGCCUUGGUGUAGUGCUGCUUAUCCAUGGGGCAGAUACAAUGGAGCUGAUUUUGUUUACUUUCAUAAUUAUUUCCAUUGAUGGGAAACCACCUCAGGAGCUUUUCGUUGUUCGGUCAAUAAGUAGUGGCACUUUUUUAAAAACGUGAACGCCUGCAUGUGUGUGGAUUACUGUGUUUUUGUGUUCUUGUAUUUCCAGCUCUUUAAAAACAAGAAUUCACUCUUCUGGAGUAGAGGACCUGAUUUGUUAUGUGAGGCCGAUUUUUUUUUUCUUAAGGAGAAAAGUGCAGAUUACAUUUGAGUUACAGUUUAGAUUUACAUCAGGUUAGGAAAAAUGACUUGGAUAUAUGUUUAUAUGCACUAAAAAAACAGGUUAUGCAUUCAACUUGAAACUGAGGUGUAAAUGUGAUCAGGCUGGUGAUCAAACGUCUCCUUUGCUACAUUACACAACGGUCUUUUGUAACUGUUGUGGUAUAACAAUAUGCUGUUUCAUGGUGAAUGUGCUCAACAAGCAGAUCUCCAGUAUUGUCAUACGACACAUGUAGACCUCUGGUGGUUUCUUUGUGUCAACUUCAGUCACGCUUGGAUGGAUUUAUUUUGAACACCAAGGAUGUAUCUAACAAGCGAACUCCCUGAUUCUCAACUCUGAGGUCAGGCACAUGUAAUAAGAAACCCAGCGAGACAUCUGCAUGACCAAGAAGUCUGUUAAAAGCUAGCUUGACAAAUCAGGUCUCUCUAAUUCCAUGUUCCAGCCAUAGACAAAUCAGCCUACCACAGAAAGCAGACCGAAGCUUUGUUGCUUAGGUGCUUAAAAAAAAAAAGCAUUCGAUAUUAUACACUGACUGGAGUUCUCACAGAAUGAAUUGCACUUUUCUCUUUUGUCCCCUUUGUGAUCAUUCAAAUGAAUUUGCUCCGCUAAACCUCUGUUAUUUCCUGAGCCCUGGGUUAAGCGCCGAGUCCGGGAUUAUACUUCUUUGGGAACACACAAACGGACAGCUGCGGCCAUCAGCGAGGCCUUGUUCUUCCUAUAACGCUGCUUUCUGGUCCAUACAGAGUUUUCUCGGAGGACACUGCAGUGCGCUGGCAGCACGUACAGCAGAUCUCUCCACAAGCAUACCCUGGCGUACUUGAGUAUGCUGAAAAUAUAACGGCAUUAGACUAGAAUUAGGAUUAAGAUAAAACUGCAGGCUACAGUUUCACAGUCGCUGGUGAGAUUAUAGAUUACGGUCCUCACAAGCAGAAAAAAAAAAAGAGUAUCCUCACACAUGCAAGGAUAUGGAAAGGAGAGCAUGAGUAAGCUUGUUUCCCUACCAAGUUUUGCAGCGUGCUUGUACAUAGGUGGCCAUGUGGUUAAGUGUCUGUGAAUGCUGCCAGUAAAUAGAUGCUCCAAUAUGUCUCUGAAUAUGUCUUGGCAGCCAUAUGAACCACUCUGCUGCCGAGUGGGAGAAGUGCAGGAGAGUAGGAGGGAGAGAAGAUGGGAGGCCUGACCUUGCAGAUGAUUCAGUCAAUGGAGUAAUCACAACUAUUCCUCUGAGUCCGCACUACAAACGAGAGGUUACUGACGAGGCAGCGCUCACUUUUGCUGUCUCUUCUUCUUAUUCUCCACAUUUAUCUCCUCCGUCUGUCUGUCAGUUUGCAUCUUUUUUUUUGCCUGGGCGGAAUUGUUGGAUCUGGUUGUGUAGAUGAAAGUGGUGGUUGCUGUUGUUGUUGUUGGUGGUGUGUGUGUGUUUGGAUGGGCGUGCAUGUGUUUAUGUAAAGGAACUUUGACACAGCAGCUGUUUUAACCAACGUGUUUCAUGUCUCAUGAACUGUAGAGACGCCUGGAUAUCUAAUGAUUUUUUCCCCCUCUCUCCUAUGCAAAUUAGAUGAUAUCCCAUAAUGCACAUUUAUUAUUUGUGUUGUGUAAUUAAUGUUUGUUCUCCAUCUCUGUGACAUAUGGAUAUUUUUUUCCCAUAAAGCUAUUAUUUCGGGAGAUUUUUUUUAAAGUCCUGGGAUAAAUGAGAAAGAUAUUGCUAUAUUUUCAUUGUGUUUUUACAGCCUUCCUUUAUUGUGUUUUAUUAUCCACAACAUGGUACUAUGGUAGUGAAAAAAACUGAAAAAAAAAAUUAUUAAUAUGUAAGCACUGUGCAAUUUUCCUUUUUACGACAGUGUGUCAUUAAGAAAUGUUUCUGCUGUUCUCUGUACAUACAAUAUGAACCAUUUUUUCAGCGAAUAAAUUGAGGGUAGUUUCA
Molecule: messenger RNA, 8035 nt
Organism: Oreochromis aureus
Lineage: Eukaryota; Metazoa; Chordata; Actinopteri; Cichliformes; Cichlidae
Product: partitioning defective 3 homolog
Exons: 24
Coding region: 427-4554 (1375 amino acids)
Biological process (GO): cell adhesion; intracellular protein localization; microtubule cytoskeleton organization
Cellular component (GO): apical junction complex; cell cortex; adherens junction
Molecular function (GO): protein binding; phosphatidylinositol binding
Source: RefSeq, a predicted model, not a curated record